AUGCGAACCAAUAAGCGGCUAACAUUUGGCAUCUGCGGAACCUAUUUAGAACACUAUAGUGCAGUGAAGCUUUUUCUCUCAGCAGACGGAAAUGGCGGCCGCGAGAGUGAUAGCAUCCUGCCUAGAAGUCCAUUAAGGGUAAAACCUAAGAGCGUCAGCAUUUGCUUCAAAAACAACAGACUGUUGGCGCAGAGAAGGCGGGUCUUCAGUUGUACUGCUAUCUACAAUCCCCAAUUCCAAAUUAAAGAAGAGGGCCAGCCCGAAACCCUGGACUACCGAGUCUUCUUUCUCGACAAUUCGGGUAAAAAGAUUUCCCCUUGGCAUGAUAUACCACUACACUUGGGUGAUGGCAUGUUCAAUUUCAUUGUUGAGAUUCCAAAAGAAUCAAGUGCGAAGAUGGAGGUUGCAACUGAUGAGCUUUAUACUCCCAUUAAGCAAGACACAAAGAAGGGAAAACUACGAUAUUAUCCAUACAAUAUAAAUUGGAACUAUGGAUUGCUUCCACAAACAUGGGAGGACCCUUCAUCUGCCAAUGCUGAAGUAGAGGGUGCAUUUGGAGAUAAUGAUCCAGUUGAUGUUGUUGAGAUUGGGGAAAACAGAGCCAAAAUUGGGCAAGUGUUGAAAGUCAAGCCCCUGGCUGCUUUAGCAAUGAUUGAUGAAGGGGAACUCGACUGGAAAAUAGUUGCAAUUUCCCUGGAUGACCCUAAAGCUCCCCUUGUAAAUGAUGUCGAUGAUGUUGAAAAGCAUUUCCCGGGAACUCUUACUGCAAUCAGGGACUGGUUUAGAGACUACAAGAUUCCUGAUGGGAAACCUGCUAACAAGUUUGGUCUUGGCAACAAGCCAGCAAAUAAGGAUUAUGCUCUUAAAGUCAUCACUGAAACCAACGAAUCGUGGGCUAAACUUGUGAAAAGAUCUAUUCCUGGCGGUGAGCUCUCGCUUGUAUAAAUCCAACAAUUAUAUACAAGCUGCAAAGCAUCUCGAUAUAGCAGUUCUGUUGAGACACAAUAAUAGUGUCUUGUUGGAACUCCCAAUGUUUAUUUGUCAAGAUUGGAACAAAGUUUUCAAUGAAGAGUCAUUUCAAUAAUAGGGGAGAGAUUUUUGUCAAA
This is a messenger RNA of Sesamum indicum (sesame), 1106 nucleotides long. RefSeq names its product soluble inorganic pyrophosphatase 6, chloroplastic. Gene Ontology annotation, molecular function: magnesium ion binding; inorganic diphosphate phosphatase activity. NCBI's taxonomy places the organism in Eukaryota, Viridiplantae, Streptophyta, Magnoliopsida, Lamiales, Pedaliaceae. Gene Ontology annotation, biological process: phosphate-containing compound metabolic process. Gene Ontology annotation, cellular component: cytoplasm. The record is from RefSeq and is a predicted model, not a curated record.